Messenger RNA from Sorghum bicolor (sorghum), 1992 nucleotides. RefSeq names its product protein EMSY-LIKE 3. Gene Ontology annotation, cellular component: nucleus. Bases 350 to 1714 code for a protein of 454 amino acids. Gene Ontology annotation, biological process: defense response to fungus. Lineage: Eukaryota; Viridiplantae; Streptophyta; Magnoliopsida; Poales; Poaceae. The record is from RefSeq and is a predicted model, not a curated record. The transcript has 10 exons.
UCUCCCUCCUCCGUUUCGCUUGCCCGAAAUCGAAGUUGAAGUGUCCGAUACCAUACCAGCAGUAGCAGCACAGCGCAGCUAGUAGCUCUCUUGCUCCUCCCCACCCCCAACCUCUCCGUCUCCUCCAAAUCUCGCCGGAUUCCGCCUCCCCGCCCGCCCCCGCAUCCGCCGCAGGUGAGCGCUCGCUGGCCCUUGGCCGCCACGGUGGCGGCCUUGGGGGUGGCAGCUGGAGCCCCGGCGUGGUGGAGGGAGCUGACCCCUGUUCGUUGGGCGCUUUCAGGUUCGCGCCCGUUGCACCACCGCCGGUGGUGUGGGUGCUGGUUGGCGGAGUCGACCCCGAGGGUCGGCCAUGGAAUACCGGCCCUCCGACAGCAGCGGAACUGAUGAUGAUCUUCCACAAUUUCCAAAUAGUAGGAGUAUCAGAGGCAGUGGACGUGUCAGUGGUAAUGGGAGAGCUCUUGUUCCUGCCAGUUCAUAUGCUAGGGCACCGACAGAUAUGGAAGCACAAAUUCAACAACUUGAGCAAGAAGCAUAUUGCUCAGUCCUUCGUGCAUUCAAAGCCCAGUCUGACGCCAUUACAUGGGAGAAGGAAGGUCUCAUGACUGAACUUAGGAAGGAGCUAAGAGUAUCUGACAAAGCACACAGGGAGCUGUUAAAUAGAGUCAACAACGAUAAUAUUAUAUGUAGCAUAAGGGAAUGGAGAUCAACAGGAGGGCUUCAGGCAGGCUUGUCCAAUAACCCACAACCAAUUCAUGACCCUGUUCCCAGUCCUACCACCUCUGGACGGAAGAGGCAAAAGACAUCUCAAUCUGUUCCUGCUUUACCUGCACCGCCUCUUGCACUGCAUUCACAGCAGCUGGCUACACCAACACAGCCAUCGUCUUCAACUGCUAGGAAAGCAGUUCCCCCAGGCCCUAAAGGCAAAAAGAUGAAACCAGGUCAGAAGGUACCAGGUGGCUCUGCAGCCAAGCCCAUGUCAUCUUCAGCAGGUCCUAGUGGAAGAGGACCACACAUGAAUAGGAAUUUUCCUGGUGGUUCUGCUCCUGAAGCUCAAGCUCAGAAUCUUGAUCCAUUGGUUGGUCGUAAAGUGAUGAGUCGGUGGCCUGAAGAUAAUAGUUUCUAUGAAGCAGUCAUAUCCGAUUAUAAUGCUGAAACGGGCCUUUAUGCGUUGGUUUAUGACAUCAAUACGGCAAAUGAAACCUGGGAGUGGGUUGAUCUUAAAGAGAUGGGACCUGAAGACAUAAGAUGGCAAGAGGAUGACUCUGGGAUAGACCCUGUGACAUAUCUGCGCAGCCGAGGUGCCCCAACUAGUGGGGUUAGGAAGCCAACAGGUCGCGGUGGGCCCAUGCCAGGUUCUGGAAGAGGAAGAGGAUUACAGAAGAACAUGUCUAAGAAAGAUUUUCCACCUCCACAAAACGGUGUUGGCAAGAGAAGUUCCGAUGACAUUGAUAUCCUUCAUACUGAGAGCCUAAUAAAAGAGGUGGAGAAAGUUUUCAGCAUUAGCAAUCCUGAUCCACAGGAAGUAGAAAAGGCAAAGAAAGCACUGAAGGAGCAAGAACAGUCGUUGAUUGACGCGAUAGCAAGGCUUGCUGAGGCAUCAGAUGGUGAAAGUGAUGGGCACAAUCGUGGGCGAAGGAACUUGUAUGCUGGUAACCAGCAUCAAGCAAACUACAUUGAUGCCAUGCCCGUUGGUGACCAAGCUGAUGCCAUGUAAACACUGCAUGAACAUGUAUACACAACAUAAGAUAAUUGUCUGUUGUACAAUCCAUUGCUAAUAUUGGUUCUGGAUUUAGGUAUCUGUAGGCUAAGUAUCUUUUUGUUUUGGGUCACUUGAAUUUUUUUUAGUAGAAUUGUAAUUCAGAAUGCUGACCAAGUAAAGCUUGUAGAUGUGUGUUUCUUUCUCUAGCUUUUUGUUAGUGUGGUCUCAGCUUCUAUAUGCAUAAUAAAAGGAAAAAGAUCACGUUUGUAAAAUACUAAGUUUAUCUUUCACCA